AUGCCGUGGGAUUACUUUUCCUUUUUUACACGACAGGUGUCGCCUCAACCUAACAAACACAACCAUCGACGAAUUGAGUCAGGACUUUGGCAACAUAUUGCAGGACGCUUCAUCGAUGAGACAAAACUGCACCAGCUCCUGAAGGAGCAUUUCGGAGACAAAUAUCUUUUGCAGAUGUCAUCGAACAAUUAUUGGUUGUGUGCUAAGCGAAAGCUAACAGAGGAAGAAAUCAUGAGAUGUUGCUGA
Colletotrichum truncatum is the source of this 246-nucleotide messenger RNA. The record is from RefSeq and is a predicted model, not a curated record. Lineage: Eukaryota; Fungi; Ascomycota; Sordariomycetes; Glomerellales; Glomerellaceae.